GAUUCUUCCCCAUGAGAGCUUAUUGAACGGAGGAACACUAGAUCUUGUCUGUCGUCACGUCAGUAACAUAGUAUCAGAUCGAUGAAGUAACUACCGGCCACAACUGUUUACAGCACCAUAAUCCGAUGAGAUCAACAUGCACUUAAAUUAAUAUAUCGGUUCAAUUUUCGGUUUAUGGUAGAAAAUUCGAAAAGCGGUUAAAUAACGAAUAUAUUAAAAACCACCUUGGCAAUUAACGCGAUUCCAGCUCUUGUGUUUUACCUACCAUUUAUUAUUACCGCCCCUCUCGCCUUAAGAAAUGGAUGUCGUAGGAACAUAACUUUGCAAAAGGGGAGGGGGGAACAUUAGGGUUAGGGCUGCAGAGAGAGAAGCAGAGGAAGGAGAGGAUUCGAAAGAGAAUCGAACCCCAACUCUGUAUAUUUCCUCUGUUCCUCUCCCCCGAUGGGGCUUCAAUCUUUUCCCAUCUCUGAAAUGGACACAACCGACGACAUGCACGAAGCGAUGUUCGCGAAACGAGGUUGCUGUUUCUUCCUCCCAUCAUGUCUCGGAUCACCUCAGCCGUCUAGUCACGGAGGAUCCGUAUGGUGGCAGCGAAUCAGAACCGUGGAUAAACUCGAGCCCGACGACCGUUGGUGGAUCUCCGGGUGGAACAAGAUGAGGGAAUGGUCCGAAAUCUUGGCCGGUCCGAAGUGGAAAACGUUCAUCCGACGCGUCGGCCGGAGUCAAUGCUGCGGCGGUGGCUCCGGAGACGGCGGUGGUAAUAGGCCGGAUCAGGUUGGUUUCCGGUACGAUUCUUGGAGCUACUCGUUGAAUUUUGAUGAUGGUGAGCAGACGGGUCGUUUCGACGACGAGUUUCCUUACCGUGAUUACUCGAUGAGGUUCACGUCGCCGUCUCUGCCGGUCUCCACCAAAUGCUCCAUUGAUUUCGACAACGAGAACUACGCGCCGCCGCAGCUGAUUAAGUGAAAGCCACGCGCUUCUCUGUUUUUGUUUUGUUUUCGUGGUACGGAUGGAUUCUAACGUGCGAUGCACCGAUGAAAGACGUGACAUUUUAGAAGAAAUAUUCGAUGAAGAAUUAAUUUUUACAUAUUUUGAUUUUUUGUAAUAUUUUUUUCUUUUCACUUCGAAUAAAAUUUGCAUUUGAUCGAUAGUUU
Messenger RNA from Raphanus sativus (radish), 1154 nucleotides. RefSeq lists its product as uncharacterized. Bases 442 to 966 code for a protein of 174 amino acids. The transcript has a single exon. Lineage: Eukaryota; Viridiplantae; Streptophyta; Magnoliopsida; Brassicales; Brassicaceae. The record is from RefSeq and is a predicted model, not a curated record.